Aspergillus heteromorphus CBS 117.55 is the source of this 5727-nucleotide messenger RNA. RefSeq lists its product as uncharacterized. Gene Ontology annotation, molecular function: mRNA binding. Gene Ontology annotation, biological process: mRNA processing; mRNA export from nucleus. Bases 358 to 5727 code for a protein of 1789 amino acids. Lineage: Eukaryota; Fungi; Ascomycota; Eurotiomycetes; Eurotiales; Aspergillaceae. The record is from RefSeq and is a predicted model, not a curated record. Gene Ontology annotation, cellular component: THO complex part of transcription export complex. The transcript is spliced from 15 exons.
CCCCGCCCCCAGCAUGCCGGAUGCCUGUGGAACUGUGUUUACGGCGUAAUUCAUCAUUGCGCCUGCUGGUUCGAUGGGAGCAUGGCUCCAUGGUGUAAUCCCCCACCCCCACUCUUGCUCCAUUGUGAUUGAGCCCUGUUUGGCGAUGGAUCCAUCCUUUCCCCUCCUGAUUUCAAAGCACGGCGGAGGUUAAGCUCGACCUGGUAUUGGAGCUCUGCGGCGGGCGCUCAAGCUAUAAAAGCCGAGCUGUCCUCCCCCACUUCGACGGCCACGCAUUCUCUCUCCCUCCCCAUCCCGUCCCAACUUUACCUCUUAUCACCUGCCAUCCGAACACUACUUACCUUCGGUGCAAUAAACAUGGCUCCCCCUAAGGUCUUUAUCACUGGCGCAACUGGCUACAUUGGUGGAGACACCUUCUACAACGUACACCAGGCGCACCCCGAUUGGCACUACUCGGUCCUGGUUCGUAACAAGGACAAGGCCGCCCAGCUGUCCAGCAAGUACCCCGACGUACGCGUGGUUGUUGGAGACCUGGACUCAGCCGAUAUCCUCGAGGAGGAAGUCAGGAAGGCCGAUAUUGUAUUCCACUGCGCCGACUGCGAUUCCGUCGCCGGUGCUGAAGCCAUCGCCAAGGGGGCCGCGCACCACACCCCCGAGAGACCAGUGUGGUGGAUUCACACGUCCGGCACUGGCAUCCUGACCGUGGAGGACUUCCGCAGCAACACCUGGGGCCUGGAGCGCGCCAAGCAGCACGACGACUGGGACGGAGUCGACGAGCUCCUCAACCUCCCCGCCGACUCCUUCCACCGCAACGUCGACGAGAUCGUCAUCAAUGCCGGCAAGCGUGCCCCCGACGCUGUCAAGAUCGCCAUCGUCUGCCCCCCCACCAUCUACGGUCUCGGCCGUGGCCCCGGAAACCAGAAGAGUUUGCAGGCCUACUGGCUGGCCGCGGCCGUACUGAAGCAUAAGAAGGGUCUCCAGGUUGGCGAGGGCAAGAACAUCUGGCACCAGAUCCACGUUCAGGAUCUGAGCGAUCUCUACCUUCUCCUGGGGGAUGCCGCUGCUGCGGGCGGCGGCAAGGCCACCUGGAACGACAAGGGCUACUACUUGGCCGAGAACGGUCCCUUCUGCUGGGGAGACAUCCAGCGGGCUGUGGCUCAGACGGCCUACGAGAAGAAGCUGAUCCCGUCCCCCGAGGUUGAGCCCCUGACGGACGCGCAGGUCACGGAAGUCAACCAGUUCGGCCUGUAUGCGUGGGGAAGUAGCUCUCGCGGCUUUUCUUACCGUGGCAAGAAGCUGUUGGGAUGGGCGCCUCACCGUCCGAGCCUGAAGGAGCUGAUUCCCGAGAUCGUCGACAUUGAGGCAAAGGAGCUGGGCUUGGCAAAUGGCGGUGCCGGAGGCAAGAGAAAGAGAGGCGAUAGAUCGUGGUCUGGCGAUUCCACCAACGACACGCAACGACCCUCCCCCCAUCGGCCCACCAAUCUCAACAUGGCGCAACACAACUACGGUCCGCAAUCCCGCGAUUUCUCCGACGCGCGCGGUCGCGGACGGAGGCAACCCAAUCGAGGAGGGCGAAACAGCAUGGGAGGCAUGGGGCGAAGGCCGAGUAGCGAUGGUCAGAACGCUCCUGGCGGUCGGAGGGAUAACGCCAUGUCUCCACCCAGCAUGACUCCGGCCAAAGACGCUCCCGAUUCCAGUCAGACAAACGGCCUCCAAUCCACGACAAACCAAACAAAACCCCCCUCCUCUCCUUCCCCUUCUCCAGCUUUCUCUCAAUCCCAAUCUCAUCAACCUUCGCCUGCGCCGACACCCACUCCUGCCCCUCCUCCACCGGCCCAGAUGUCGGCUCCGAUUCGGCCGCCCGCUGGGCCUCCACCGCCGUACGAAUAUGAAUACGUUACACAGAAUGCCAUUGAUGAAUGGGCCACAACAGGGAGAAAGGGCCUGAUUGACAGCGGAGUCCAAGUCAGAGACGCCCAGGACGCCUCCGCGCUAGCCUCGAUAUUCCAGGAACUUAUUCGAUCUGCCCUAUACGGACGGCUCCCACCCGGGGAUGCGGGCGCGGCAGUCAAGGAUAUUAUUGGCGAGGAUGUUGCUGCGGAAGAUGCUGAUAUGGAUACUGAAGGACCAUCCACCACCCUGCUUGAUACCCGGUCCCUUUUCUUGGACACUCUGUCCAUCCUAACCGAUUCCGAUACCUCGAACCCCGCCUUGAGGCCGCUUCUCGACACUCAACUCCUCCAGUCUUUAGGCUUGACUAACCUUCUGUAUCGACAAUCUAACUACAACUUGCUGCGUGAAGAGUCGGAAGGUAACAAGGGUGCUCCGUACAACGAAGUGGUCGAGGAUACUUUCGAGAAGGUGAAAGCAAUGGUCGGUGCCUUUGAUAUGGAUGUCGGCCGUGUGCUUGAUGUUACCCUCGACGUCUUCGCCGCUGUGCUUGUGAAGCAUUCUUGGUGGCCCAAAGGGGAUGCCUUCCGCAAUAAUGACGGUAGCAGCCGUGACUCUGGGCUUCCAAUCUGGGCAUUGCCUGAUUCAACUGUGAUGCAGACAAGCGACGAGGGCCGGGCCGAGGCGAUGCGACAAAAUGAGCCUCGCGAUCAUGAGUUCUGGAACCGGAUUGGUCGGCGGCCCGUGUCCAAGGAGGAGCUACAACAAAUUCUCCCGGAAAGCAACAACCUCUCUGAAGAGGAGAAGGAUGGAAGCCGGGUAGCGGCCCAGCUACUCGGAUUCAAGCUACGGUUUUACUCCUCUCGCGCUCGUGCCAAGUCAGACGUCCUUCCAGACAACCUUAUUUACCUGGCGGCGUUGCUGAUCAAGGUCGGGUUCAUCUCCCUCCGUGAUCUGUAUCCUCACCUCUGGAGACCCGACGAUUCCAUGGACGCACUGAAAGACGAAAAGAACAAGGAGAAGGCUGAACGAGAACGGGCAGCCCGCCCCGGAGGUGGUAUCAACGCUCUGAUGAUGGCCGGUGCUCUGUCGGAUGACACUCUACCCAUCCCGCGCAUGCGAGAAUCCGAGACGCGCUCGGCAACUCCCGGGAAGGAUCAAGAUGCGGACAAAUCGACGGGGCCCAAGACGGAGGAGGAUGAACUGCCGGAGCCCUUACUUGCUAUCGGAGCGCUUCCGGAGUCUCUCUUCAUUCUGAGCAAAUUUCCUUGGCUCAUGGACGUCUAUCCCGAGCUCCCCGAAUUCAUCCACCGCAUUCUUCACCACUGUCUUAGCAAAGAGCUGAGAGAACAGAAGCAUAUUUUGAGCCCCGAUCAAUCCGGCGCACCCAAGGGUCAUAUCCGGAUAGCGAACGCACCGUCGCGCCGGGUCCUACGCUGGGCUCAGCUCGACAAGGAAGAUACGAAUGAUGGCACCGACUACAGGUUUUACUGGGAUGAUUGGACCGAUAAUGUUCCGAUAUGCCAGAGCGUCGACGACGUCUUUGCAUUGUGCUCGUCAUUCCUCAACAUCUCCGGCUUCAAGAUUGGUCAGGACCCUAGCUUAUUGACCAAGCUUGCGAGAAUCGGAAAGGACAGUAUGAGCAAGGACGACUCGCCCCAAAACAAGGCGCGUUGGCAGGACCAUUGCAAGCGGCUGUUGGUUCCAUCGAUCAGUCUGACGAAGGCGAACCCGGGUGUCGUGAAUGAGAUUUUCGAGCUCGUCAGCCUUUUCCCCAGGGAGACGCGGUACAACAUGUACGCCGAGUGGAACACCGGACAAACGUCUCGACUACCCGACAUCAAAGCUGCAUUCGACCAGGCGAGAGCGGAGACUAAGGACGUACUCAAGAGACUCAGCAAAACCAACAUCCGACCGAUGGCUCGUGCGCUGGCCAAGAUCGCAUACGCCAACCCCGGAAUCGUUAUCUCCGUUGCUCUCAACCAAAUCGAGUCCUACGAGAACCUGAUUGAAGUGGUCGUCGAGUGCGCGCGUUAUUUCACCUAUCUCGGAUACGACAUCCUGACGUGGGUCAUGAUCAGUUCCCUUGGUCAGAAGGGAAGAAGCCGCCGACAUGAGUCGAAGACUACCUCGAGACGACUGCUCAAGUCACUGACCAGUUCGAAACUCGCUGGGCAGUUGCUGAUCGCCAUUGCUCAGGAGCGCUUUACCUGUAUCUUCAAUGAAACCGAGGGCGCGGCUGAACUCAAACUUCUCGGCAACAUUUUCGACGAAAUCCAUCGUGUUCUUAGCCAAUAUCUUGACCUCCUUCGCAGUAACCUGUCCGUCGAAGAGUUCGAUUCCUAUGUCCCCGAUCUAGCCGCUCUGGUCGGCCAAUAUGGUAUUCAACCCGAAGUGGCUUUCUGGAUUCGGCGACCCAGUAUCGCUCGCAGGGCUGCCGAUGCCGAAAAGGCGCAGGAUUCCGCCGCGAUUGCCGUGGCAGCACCUCAAACCCGGGAAAGCACAGAGGCGCCGCCUUCUAAGCCCGAGACGGACAAGAUGGAGACAGGGGAGGACGGCGAGACGACCGCUGGCGAAGGUGGACAGUCCACAGACGCGGCCAUGGAUGUCGACAAGGGCAAGCCCGACACUACGACCCCGGAGCAAGCCACCACGGGAACCCCUGCGCCCGAGACGCCUCUUUUGAAUCCGGUCAUCCAGGAUCUUCACGACCAAGUUCGGACUGCACUGACCGCCGAGACCUGGGGAGUCGUGGGCUUACACUUCUACGUGACCUUCUGGCAACUCUCUCUUUACGAUGUGCAUAUACCCCAGAAAGCCUACGAAGACGAGAUCGAUCGGCAGAAGAGGAAGGUAGUUACCAUCAGCAAUGAUCGAUCUGACAUCAGCAUGAUGGGAACGCAAAGAAAGGAGCGCGAGAAGAAGCAGAUCACGCAACUGCAAGACCGAAUCUUGGAGGAAAACAAGGCACACCUGAAAGCUUAUGGACAGACCAGGGCGAAGUUGCAGAAGGAAAAGGACCGAUGGUUUGUAGGGAUGCGCGGCAAGCACGAUUCUUUAAACGUGGCCCUCCUCGAGCAGUGCUUUCUUCCCCGCCUGUUACUAUCUUCCAUUGAUGCGUUCUACUGCUUUAAGAUGCUCAAGUUUCUCCACACGACUGGCGCACCCAACUUCCGGACCGUUGGCCUUUUGGACCAGCUGUUCAAGGAGCAAAGACUGACGGCCUUGAUUUUCCAAUGCACUUCAAGGGAGGCUGACAACCUUGGCCGCUUCCUGAAUGAGGUUAUCCGCGACCUUGGCCGUUGGCACGCUGACAAGGCAGUCUACGAAAAGGAGGCCUUUGGCAAUAGGAAGGACCUUCCCGGAUUCGCCAUGACCGUUGAUCCCGAGGGUAAACCCACGACGUUCCUGGAGUACGAAGACUUCCGUCGGCUGUUGUACAAAUGGCACCGCCUUCUCGCAUCGGCGCUGAAGGUGUGCUUGAACGGAGGCGAAUACAUGCACAUCCGCAAUGCGAUCAGUGUGCUCAAGGCCGUUGUCCAGCAAUUCCCGGCAGUGAACUGGAUUGGCCGUGACAUGCUGGCAAGCAUGAACAGCCUGAGUCAGAACGACGAACGAGACGAUGUGAAGAUCCCGGCUGCUUCCCUCAUCGGUGACUUGAAUCGCCGGGAGAAGAAAUGGUUGCUUCCCCAAGCCUUCAUGAUUGCGAGUCAACCCGCGACUGGACGAGGCGCAUCGGCGACAGGAAAACCCGGCACCCCUCGACCUGCCUCUGGUACCCCGACUCCCUUGAAUGCUGCUGCAGUCGACUUCACGCCCGCAGCUACCAAUGAGUAA